Didymodactylos carnosus is the source of this 960-nucleotide messenger RNA. Lineage: Eukaryota; Metazoa; Rotifera; Eurotatoria; Philodinida; Philodinidae. The record is from the annotation of a GenBank genome assembly.
AUGACUCAGGGGGCUGACGAUGCCAGAGAUCCACAAUCGGGUGCUGAUUCAAUUUUACAUCAAGUCUAUGAUGAAAAGUUGGAAAAUGGCCAGUUCUACCAUGGGAAAAAGAUGCCUUAUGAAAUAAAACCUGAAGUUAGUGGUGAAACAGCCCAAAUAUUUGAAAUAAAUCACUUAGAAGAAAUAUUAAAUAAUGCUCAUAUUUGUGAUGGAGGAAGAUUGAAAUUUGUACGUGAUAUUGAAAUACGAAUAUACACAGCUUCUACUAUAUCUGGUGUUGGUUAUAAUUCAAUCGAUUAUCUAAUGUCCAUGUUAUGUUUCAGACCUGGGCAAAAUGCUCGAAAUAAAAGUGAAGAUGAAAUAAUGGAACAUAUGAGAAAAAAAUGUUUGGCAUCAUUUUUUCAUCAUAUAAAAUCACCAGAUCGAAAUAAACAGCAUGAACAUUGUCCUGAUGGACUCAAUAGUUGGUGUGCAUAUAAACGUAGUUUACUUGAUCCAGAAUACAAAUCAAUUGAUGAAAAAAAACAAGAAUUAUGUCUUGAUCCCAUAUUUAGUCAAAUUUUAGAUAAAAUGAUAAAUGAUCUUACAAAUUCAGAAUUAUUGCGUCGCUGUGUCAAAGGAUUGACUCAAAAUAGUAACGAAUCAAUAAACUUUAUUGUCUGGUCGAUUAUUGCUAAAAAUAAAUAUCAUAAUUAUACUUCUAUACGUGGUGCUGCUGCUACUGCUGUUAUUAUUUUUAACAGUGGUCAAUGUGGAUUACUAGAAUUUUUAGAAACAACUGGCAUAAAAAUUAACCCAUCUUUGUUAUACGGUACAUUAGGAAAAGAUGAUAAAAGAAUUGAAAAAGCUGAUGCUGCUAUAAUGCAACAACAAAAAAUAAAGCAACAAAAAGAAAAACAACGUCAACAAUCAAUUGCUGCGGAAAUAGCUACACAAGAAUAUUAUCCUGGUUUACACUAA